AUGUCAUUCCCAAUGUGGAUUCGACACGUCGAGGUGGCGAUUUGCCCUCCGCCCGUCCACGCAUAUCAGUACCGCGUGGGGUGUGGUCGCUAUGAAGCUAAGCGCGCUUUCAUCGUCAACUGUCUGGGGGCAAUGCUGAGCGUAUGCGCCUGGAGCUACGUUUUCAUGGCCCUGGAAAUUUACCCCAGCUUCGCCCUGCCGUAUGAUUGGCCGAUCCGGUUCUUUGGCCACAUGAUGCCUCAGCUGCCCCGGAUCUUGUGCGGAUUUUCGGCAUUGUGGACGCUGAAGCCGUCGCUUGCCCAGCUGCAUCCACUCGCAUACGCUGUUGCCUCGGCCUACCGCUUCUUGAUCCUAUUCCUCCAUGGGCGCAAAUUCUGGCAUCUCCUCCCGGGCCUCGGCUUUGAGGGAUACUCCAUUUUCGCGCUGAUUUGCUGCUUGGCGAUGAUCAAUGCGCUGACGUGCGGCUCGGCGAUGCAUUGCUGGUACUCGCUGUACCGUUGGAUUCGGGAUCGCCAGUUGCGCCGCGAAAUGCUGGGCCCAGUGGGCAGCCAU
Mesorhabditis spiculigera is the source of this 552-nucleotide messenger RNA. NCBI's taxonomy places the organism in Eukaryota, Metazoa, Nematoda, Chromadorea, Rhabditida, Rhabditidae. The record is from the annotation of a GenBank genome assembly.